CUGUGAUUGCUUUCAGGGUAAAAGGAUCUCCCUGUUUUGCAAUCUAAUGUUUAAACUGGCUUGUGGCCUUGCCAUUGAGUGGGUUAGAGUGUGGUUAAUGAUUGUGCAGGAGAGAACAAGGGUCUUCGAGAGGGAUGAAAUAAAAACAAGUUUCUUCGCAGAAACAGACGAUAGGCCUUUGGAACGCUAGCUGGUAGGAAAAGUGGAUGUGAGGAGUGGGGACAGUGAUUUGAGAAAACCAGUUCAAUAUCAAGAAGCUCAGAUAUGAUCGGAAAUACUUGGAGCUAUAUUCUUUAUUUAUAUGGACUUGUUAUUGACUCACUGAUUGUCUGUGAUAAUAGUGAUCGACUGUCGGCAUCAAGCGUCAACAGGACGGAGGUAAUCACCUAGGAUCUAGACAGUUAAUGCUGCAAGGGAUGGAAUCUAUCAGAGGGCUUAUGUGUCCAACAGUGGUGCAUUGAUAGUGAAUGUGGUAGGCGGUGCAUAGAUAGUAAAUGUGGUAGAACAUGUGUGCAGCUCUAGAACAGAGUAGGGUAUACAGGUAUAUUCAGUGUAGGGUAGGCAGGAUCAUAGGGCUAGUGUAGAAUGUGGCAUUACUGCAGAGCUGGUGCACAGUGUGCUAGGAAGAAGUGCAAGGCUAGUGCACAGUGUGCUGGGAAGUAGUGCAAGGCUAGUGUGCAGUGUGCUAGGAAGUAGUGCAAGUCUAGUGCACAGUGAUCUAGGAAGUAGUGCAAGGCUAGUGCGCAGUGUGCUGGGAAGUAGUGCAAGGCCAGUGCACCGUGUUCUAGGAAGUAGUGCAAGGCUACUGCACAGUGUUCUAGGAAGUAGUGCAAGGCCAGUGCACAGUGUUCUAGGAAGUAGUGCAAGGCUAGUGCACAGUGUUCUAGGAAGUAGUGCAGGGCCAGUGUACAGUGUGCUGGGAAGUAGUGCAAGGCCAGUGCACAGUGUUCUAGGAAGUAGUGCAGGGCCAGUGUACAGUGUGCUGGGAAGUAGUGCAAGGCUAGUGCACAGUGUUCUAGGAAGUAGUGCAGGGCCAGUGUACAGUGUGCUGGGAAGUAGUGCAAGGCCAGUGCACAGUGUUCUAGGAAGUAGUGCAGGGCCAUUGUACAGUGCGCUGGGAAGUAGUGCAAGGCCAGUGCACAGUGUUCUAGGAAGUAGUGCAAGGCCAGUGCACAGGCUGUGCAGGGUUAGUGCAGAGUAUGGUAGACUGUGGUGCAGGGCUAGUGCAGAGUAUGGUAGACUGUCGUGCAGGGCUAGUGCAGAGUAUAGUAGACUGUCGUGCAGGGCUAGUGCAGAGUAUAGCAGACUGUGGUGCAGGGCUAGUGCAGAGUAUGGUAGACUGUGGUGCAGGGCUAGUGCAGAUUGUAGAUGUUGGUGGUGCGAGAUAGAGAGUAAGGUACACACAGGGUCAUGGACAGUACAGAAUGUACUAGAUUCUGAUGUAAGAAGGAUAAUUAGUUGGAGAUUUAUUUCAGAAGGUGUGAGACAGGCUAUACAGGACUGUUACCAGCAAUAUGUAGGUCAAUGUAUUUAUAUAACAGAUCUGAAUGUUGUAUAAUUAUAAUUAUAUGUAAAUAUAAUAUUAGAAACCCUUUAAUAAAACCCUGCUAGUUCCCCUUGCAGUAUAUGGGACAAUGGUAUUUCCUGGCAGCGGCUGCCCCCUCGGAGUCAAGGGCUCUGGAAACCUUCAAGGUGAUGGACAAUGCGGAGUUCAGGGUCCAAGCAAGCACAGAGCAGGAGAAGCUGGUGUUCAUAGCGACCGUCAGAGUGUGAGACGGAACUUUCUUUCACUUCUCACUUUCCUAACUUCUACUCUCCUUCUCCUGUCUUUUUUGUUUAUUCUUCAUUUUCCUCACCUCAAUCGCUGCUCUUCCCCUUAUUUCCUCUUCCGCUCCUUACCUCUUCUAUUCUUCUUCUUCUCCUUUCCCUCUUCAUCUUCUUUGUCUCCUCCUCCUCUCCCUCUCCACCCUUCCCCCUCCUCCGGGCAAUGCCUUUUUCUGAUGUAGGCCUUUAUCUAAUAUCAUCAGAUAAACACUUACUAUGAUUUUUUUUUUUUUUUUGUAUGAUUGAUUUUUAUAUGAUAUGUUUUAAAAAUGUUAACAUUUUGAAAAAAAAAUCAUUAUCAAAGUUUAUCCAAAAAUAUUAAACCAUGUGAAAAUCCUAUCCAAAAAUAAUAAACAAUGUGAAAAUCCUAUCCAAAAAUAUUAAAUUGAAGCCUCUGUAAGUAUUCAUUUCUCCAACUCUCUAAAAGAGUUUGUAAUCUCUUUUUCAUCCCUAUAUCUCUCCUUCCCAACAUACUUUCUCUUUUGUCAACUGUUCAUAGCAUCCUUCUAUUCUGUUCUUCGUACACGUCAUUUCUCUAUCUGACCCCUUCUCUCUCUCUCUUUGUGUCUCAACAUCACCCUCUGUCUCUUGCAUCUAUUCUUCCUUCGACACCCUUGUUUUCCUUUGUUCCUCAAAUUCCACUAAAUUUUUUUGUUGUUUCUCUGUCUUAUCCCUUUCUCUUCUUUUCCGUAUCAUCUUCCUUCUUUUUUUCAUUUCAUGCCUUCCUUCCUCUAACCUUAUUCCUCUCUCAUUAUUGUUGUUCUUCUCAAUUGUACUUGUUUUCUCUCAAGCACAUUCAUUCACCCUACUAACUUUCUUUUCAUCUGCACCGGGGCCUGGUGGUUUCUAGUUACGCCUCUGUUCCCGUGCAAUCAAAAGACAAAGUAGGAAUUAUUUUGUCUUAUAUACACAAAGUGUGCCAAAAGACAGAAGAACGCAAUAUCUCUACUUCCCAACAUGCUUUUUGUUUUGUCAACUCUUUGUGUCCCCAAUAUUCCCAAUAACCACGUUCUUGAGCUAUUUGACGCUCCCUUUUUUCUUGAAGUAAAGAUGGCUCGUGUGUUCCUCGGAAGUGGAUUUACAUCCUUACUGAUGGAAGCACUGAACUGCGCACUGAGGGUAAGGUGACGACAAGGAGAGGCGCUACUGUGUGAGAUAAGCAACUAUAGUGAUAUGAUUUAUUUUCUUAUUUGUAUACAGGGCACCCAGACAGAACCACCGAGUUAUUCUCAUCUAAAUGCUCAAAGUGUGUCAUCCUGAAAGAGACAGAAAAUAACAUUUCCAGGCUCCUUCUCUACUGUAUGUAAUCGGUGGACAGGGAUGGUGGGAGGUCUUGCAAUAGAAAUAUUUUUUGUUUAUUUUUUUAAUUCUUUUGGAGGAAAAAAAAAUAACACAACUGUGCGUGAUUUUCCCCCAAAAAUUAUGGAUCCGGAACUUUUUGAAUUAAGAUCAGGUGAUUUUUCUGGUGAAAACGUGCGUAUACAGAAGCUCCUACAAUAAUAUAUAAUCUGGAGCAUAAUCUCUGCAAUGUGUCUGUUGACAAGUUCAGUCAAUGUCGGCAGUAGUGUGCAGAGAACAGAAAGCGGGGAAGUGGGCAGCCUUAUUUUAUACAAAUGUUAAAAAAAAACUAAAUGGGAUAGGAUACAACAUUUUUUUAUUAGGAGAGAGAGAAAAUUAUUUGUGUCUCGGCUUUGGGUUAUUUUCACGCACUAAUUCUCAAAUAGUGAAACAAAUUGUCAUUAUGAUCCAACUGGCACCUCACCUCAUGGCGUGUGUUUACGUCUACGUCACUGCGUAUAAGUUAUGUGUUAAUGGCUUUGUUCCUUCAUUCCCUCUCUUCCCUAUUAUUUUAAAAAUUCUCAUCUCCUUCAUAUAACCAUUACUCCAUCUUCCUUUGUGUUUCAUGACACCUCAUUGGUUCUCUCUCUUUCCAUUCCCUCAGCUCGCUCACCCCAGCUAGAAGAAGAAUUUAUAGAGGAGUUUAAAGAGAAGGCCUCAUGUGAAGGAUACAAAGAGAUAUUGGAGAUUCCACAGACACUAGGUAAUGGAUAAACAUGUAACAUGGUGCUGGGGUGUCAUGAAUGGGGAGACUGGUAUUUCUGUGAUAUGAACCCAUAUCAUUGUAUAAUAGUGUUUUAUUGUGAGACGGGCAUUGCCAAGGGUUACAAUGUAUACAGCACACAUUACAUAAUAAAGCAAUGUAUACUACUGAUCCCAUACUGGGUUUAUGGAUAUGUCCUAGGCCAGGAAUAGGCAACCUUCGGCACUCCAGAUGUUGUGGACUACAUCCUCCAUAAUGUUCUUACACCCAUAAUGCUGGCAAAGCAUCAUGGGAGGUGUAGUCCAGGGCCGGACUGGCCCACGGGAUACCGGGAAAUUUCCCGGUGGGCCGUCGGCACCUGGGGCCGGGCAGACAGCCGGCUCACCUGCGGCCGCAGGGGGAGCUUUUCUAGCGGCCGCAGGGGGAGCUGGCUGUUCUGUCUCCGCUCCCCCUCCCCAGCGCGCUAGAAAGAGACCGGGGCCGGAAUAUGACGUCAUAUUCCGGCCCCAGUCUCAGUAAGCAGUGCGCUGGGGAGGGGGAGCGGAGACAGAACAGCCAGCUCCCCCUGCGGCCGCUAGAAGAGCUCCCCACAGCCCCAGGUAGACAUUGUGUGUGUCACUGUGUGUGUCUGUGUGUCUCUGUCUGUCAUGGUGUGUGCAUCUGUGUCAUGCAAUGUGUGUCUGUGUCAUGGUGUGUGUGUCUCUGACUGUCAUGGUGUGUGCGUCUGUCUGUGUCACGGUCUGUCUGUGUCAUGGUGUGUGUGUGUGUUUGUCAUGGUGUGUGUCUGUCUCUGUCAUGUAAUGUGUGUCUGUGUCACGAUCUCUCAGUGUCUGUCUGUGUCGUGUAUGUGUCUGUGUCAAGGUCUGUGUUAUGGUGUGUGUCUUUUUUAAGGUGUGUCUGUCAUGGUAUGUGUGUGUCUCUGUCAUGGUGUGUGUGUGUCUGUCUGUGUCAUGGUGUGUCUGUCUGUCAUGGUGUGUCUGUGUUUCUGUUUGUGUCACGGUGUGUGUCUGUCAUGGUAUGUGUGUGUGUAUGUGUGUUUUUACUCACCUUUUUUUUUUUUUUUUCCACGUCGUGCUGGUCUCCCCUCAACUGGCCCUGCCUCUACGGCUGAGAUCAUCAAGCUUGAUGAUCUCAGCCAAUCCGCACUGACACAGGAAGCACCUCUAGUGACCGUCUGAGUGUCUGUCAGUAGGAAGCAAUGUAAACACUGCCUUUUCUCUAAAAAGUCAGUGUUUAAAUUGAAAAGCCUGCAGGGACAGGCUGUAGACACCAGAGCCACUACAUUAAGCUGUGUGUGUGUGUGUGCGCGCCUGCUAGUGAGUGGGCUUGCUUGUGUGUGUGUGUGCCUGCUACUGAGUGAGCUUGUGUUUUUAUUUUAAUGACCUUAUGUAUAUCAGUGAGAUUGUUUGUCUAUGAGGCUGUGUAUCAAUCAGCUUGUGUCAGUGAGAUUGUCUGUGUCUGCAUGUGAGUAUGCUUACUGUAUAAUUAAAGAUUUUACUCUGAAAGAACCAAUAUUUUAUAUUGGAAAAAGAUAUAUAUAUAUAUAUAUCAAUCAUCUAGGGUGGCAAGACAUAGCCUUACAUAUUACAUGCGACAAUAUAUGGCGCAAUGACUUAUGGGGCUGGCAUAGAUUUUUUUUUCCAGGGCUGCUUUGGAAUCCCCAGUCCGGCCCUGGUGUAGUCCAAAACAUCUGGAGUGCCGAACAUCUGGGUUUAUGGAUAUGUCCUAGGCCAGGAAUAGGCAACCUUCGGCACUCCAGAUGUUGUGGACUACAUCCUCCAUAAUGCUCUUACACCCAUAAUGCUGGCAAAGCAUCAUGGGAGGUGUAGUCCAAAACAUCUGGAGUGCCGAAGGUUGGCUAUGGCAUGGUGGACAAAACUUUAACUGUUUCAUGGUUUGUAGACGUCCAUCCAUCAGACCGGUGAGCAGUAUCUAUGCAGCAGCACACCGAGUAUGACUAUAAUAAAAACUAACCUAUCUCACCCUGUUCUUUUAGUGAAUAAGUAGGGGUUCAUAUAUUUGUGUGUGUUGGGACUAUCUGAAUCUGAUAAUAUCCAGUGUAGAGAAUCGAGGCUUGCUCUGUUGAUAACUAUAUAGACAGCUAACUUUGUCUUUCUAAUCUAUGCAAAUAGCUAACAAUAAGUGAAGAAAGGGCGAUCCUAUAAAUAAUUAAUAUGAUUAUGAUCUGCACAAACACUCGAGUGUCACCCCCUCGCAAAUCAAACUCAUAAACGUGAAACAAAAGUGUCAAACUGGAGGUGUGCUCAGAGUGAAAAAAGGGUAUAAAUACGUAUCAUAAAAUAAUAUAAUAUUGUAUAAUAUUACAGUGCAAUCUGUGGAGUAUCCAAAAAUAGGUAUAUACAGAAAUGCAAUUAUAGGGCAGAUUAAAUGAAAAGGAAUAGAUGCUUUGGCCACUUACAAACAGUAGAUCCCAAACUCUAUACACAGUGCAACCCAUACCACCUCUCUCGGUACCAACUAUCCGUACCACCCCUCUCUGUACCAACCAUCCGUACCACCUCUCUCUGUACCAACAAUCCGUACCACCUCUCUCUGUACCAACAAUGCAUACCACCUCUCUCAGUACCAACUAUCCGUACCACCUCUCUCAGUACCAACCAUCCGUACCACCUCUCUCUGUACCAACCAUCCGUACCACCUCUCUCUGUACCAACAAUCCAUACCACCUCUCUCAGUACCAACUAUCCGUACCACCUCUCUCUGUACCAAGCAUCCAUACCACCUCUCUCUGUACCAACAAUCCGUACCACCCCUCUCUGUACCAACCAUCCGUACCACCUCUCUCUGUACCAACUAUCCGUACUACCUCUCUCUGUACCAACCAUCCAUACCACCUCUCUCUGUACCACCUCUCUCUGUACCAACCAUCCAUACCACCUCUCUCUGUACCAACCAUCCGUACCACCUCUCUCUGUACCAACAAUCCGUACCACCUCUCUCUGUACCAACCAUCCGUACCACCUCUCUCUGUACCAACCAUCCGUACCACCUCUCUCUGUACCAACCAUCCAUACCACCUCUCUCUGUACCAACCAUCCGUACCACCUCUCUCUGUACCAACCAUCCAUACCACCUCUCUCUGUACCAACCAUCCAUACCACCUCUCUCUGUACCAACAAUCCAUACAACCUCUCUCUGUACCAACCAUCCGUACCACCUCUCUCUGUACCAACUAUCCGUACCACCUCUCUCUGUACCAAUCAUCCAUACCACCCCUCUCUGUACCAACCAUCCGUACCACCUCUCUCUGUACCAAUCAUCCAUACCACCCCUCUCUGUACCAACUAUCCGUACCAACUCUCUCUGUACCAACAAGCCGUACCACCUCUCUCUGUACCAACCAUCCGUACCACCUCUCUCUGUACCAACCAUCCGUACCACCUCUCUCUGUACCAACAAUCCGUACCACCUCUCUUACAGUUGGUACAGAGUACUGCGUAUAGAGCAUAGAUUGGGCUCUACUGUUUGUAAGUGGCAAAUUAUUUACCCUUUUCCAUUUAUUUGUCUUGUCUAAUCUACUGCCCAGGAGCAGAGUAAGCCCCGUUCCUAUGUUUUGAGGAAUGAUUGAACAUUGUGUGUUUGAAGCAAUAGAACAAGCAGCAGUAAUCAUAGUAUGUAGAAAUCAUAUGAUGCAGGAUUCCUCAGUGAUAAAUAACAUGAUUUUUGGCCUGCAGCAUGGAAUCCUAUAUACCGCAGAGCCGUACUGCUCGUCAAUGUGUUUACUUGAUAUGUGUCCAGGAAACAUGGUGGGUCUGGCAGUUCUAGCCUGUAGGAGGGUCUAAAUUAAAGUCCCCAUCUUUUAUAAGCAGAAGAAGGGUCCAUAUUAUUAUUAUUUCCGAAAUGUAUCCUAACAAUGAUUAAAGAAAAAAAGAUUGAGUAGUGAAACGAUUCUCCAUUACAACUCUUUUAUUAAUGCCUCUAACCUUGAUACCAUAAUAUGAACCCAAUUAUGGAACAUUAAUUGGUUAAUUCUAUAUCCAUAGUGUUUUAUCUUGGCUUAUGGUUAUAAUAGGCUAAGUGACAGUUUGCCCUAUGAGUGAUACCAGCCAGGUGCCAGUUCUAGUCUCGGUGUGUGCAGGAAGGCAGGUCUUAGUUCUGUGUUCUUGGAGACUCAAACGUCAUGCCAUCUUGAUUAAUGUCAAUGGAAUUAAAAAGCCAGAGGCUGUGAUUUAGCAGUGACUAAGCAGGAGUGUCUGUGUGUUGUGGCAUGUUCGGAGUGUUCAGAACUGGUUUGAGAAUCACAUGGUUUAAAAUAAAAUGUGACUCUGCACUUUAGAUUAAUGUGCUGCCCACGUGACCCCGGGGCAGGGCCUGCACCAUCAAUGAUACAGAUAAAAUCUCAAUAUGCAACUCAUGAAGAAUGAAAAUUUAGAAAAUAUAAAUACACAAAAAUAAGUCUUGCGCUCAAACUCCCACUACUCUUGGGCAGCAGCAACGAUCAUAGUACAUAUCAGUCCCAAUACAUAAACUUUGCCAGAAGCUCAAGAAAGCAAGGUGACUAGUCAGUGUAGGACCCACCUGAGAGGUUUGCCUUGACGUGGCAGGUGGGCAUUCCCUGCAAUGGCCAUUGGAGCAACUAAAUAACCUCCAUUUGAUUAAACAUGCAUAGGGAUUUAGGAAGAGCGCAGGUAACGUUUUGUCUUAGAUAGAAAAUAUAUCUGCCCAGCAAUGCCCAUUGUGUAAAUAAAGCUUUUAAUAUAACUGUGCAGUGGUGAGAGGCAACUGGCUCCAACGCAGGCCGAAUGGCAUGUUGAUAAGCAUUGGGCUGGCCUGGCUGCCCUGCAGUUUCUGCUGUACAUACAUGUUCUAAUGUAAUAAUAUGUGUAGAUAGGUAUAGUGAGCUGCCAGGCAGUCUGUAAUGUACAUACCUUGUAUACUGCCACACAGUCUGUAAUGUACAUACCUUGUAUACUGCCACACAGUCUGUAAUGUACAUACCUUGUAUACUGUCACACAGUCUGUAGUGUACAUACUUUGUAUACUGUCACAUAGUCUACAGAGUACAUACUUUGUAUACUGUCGCACAGUCUGCAGUGUACAUAUUUUGUAUAUUGUCACAUAGUCUGCAGUGUACAUACUUUGUAUACUGUCGCACAGUCUGCAGUGUACAUAUUUUGUAUAUUGUCACAUAGUCUGCAGUGUACAUAUUUUGUAUACUGCCACACAGUCUGUAGAGUACAUACUUUGUAUACUGUCACACAGUCUGCAGUGUACAUACUUUGUAUACUGCCACACAGUCUGUAGUGUACAUACUUUGUAUACUGUCACACAGUCUGCAGUGUACAUACUUUGUAUACUGCCACACAGUCUGCAGUGUACAUACUUUGUAUACUGUCACAUAGUCUGCAGUGUACAUACUUUGUAAACUGUCACACAGUCUGUAGUGUACAUUCUUUGUAUAUUGUCACACAGUCUGUAGUGUACAUACUUUGUAUACUGUCGCACAGUCUGCAGUGUACAUAUUUUGUAUAUUGUCACAUAGUCUGCAGUGUACAUACUUUGUAUAUUGUCACACAGUCUGCAAUGUACAUACUUUGUAAACUGUCACACAGUCUGUAGUGUACAUUCUUUGUAUAUUGUCACAUAGUCUGUAGUGUACAUACUUUGUAUAUUGUCACACAGUCUGCAGUGUACAUACUUUGUAUACUGCCACACAGUCUGUAGUGUACAUACUUUGUAUACUGUCACACAGUCUGUAGUGUACAUACUUUGUAUACUGUCACACAGUCUGCAGUGUACAUACUUUGUAUACUGUCACAUAAUCUGCAGUGUACAUACUUUGUAUACUGCCACACAGUCUGCAGUGUACCUACUUUGUAUACUGUCACACAGUCUGUAGUGUACAUACUUUGUAUACUGUCACACAGUCUGCAGUGUACAUACUUUGUAUACUGUCACAUAGUCUGCAGUGUACAUACUUUGUAAACUGUCACACAGUCUGUAGUGUACAUACUUUGUAUAUUGUCACACAGUCUGCAGUGUACCUACUUUGGAUAUUGUCACAUAGUCGGUAGUGUACAUACUUUGUAUACUGCCACACAGUCUGUAGUGUACAUACUUUGUAUAUUGUCACACAGUCUGCAGUGUACAUACUUUGUAUAUUGUCACAUAGUCUGUAGUGUACAUACUUUGUAUACUGCCACACAGUCUGCAGUGUACAUACUUUGUAUAUUGUCACACAGUCUGCAGUGUACAUACUUUGUAUACUGCCACACAGUCUGCAGUGUACAUACUUUGUAUAUUGUCAUACAGUCUGCAGUGUACAUGUGUGUUAUAAUGUAAUAUAAUGCAUGUAUGGGGGCAUUGAGCUGGCUAUUAUGUGAUAUGGUCAGUAAGUAUAUCAAAUUGUAUAUGUGUCAAUGUGGCCAUUGGAUAGCAUACCUCCCAACAUUUCAUAUUGAUAAGAUGGACACUUUAAUGCUAAUGGUGUGAUUGCGGGAAUGGCUGUUCUGAGAAAUUUUAGGUGACUUACCAAUAAAAAUGUAUAGAACUAAAAUGUAAUUUAGAACAAGAACAAUUUAUCUUAUUUACACAGACUGAUUUCCUAACAUAGUUAGCCCAAGCUGUACACACCUUUUAUAUUAUACUAGUCCCUAGGAUUUGUAACUGCUGAGAAAAUACCUGUAAUAUCUGUAUGCAAAAUACAAUCCUUCACAAUUUCCAACACCCUCAAAUGAUUACCACCUUACAAUCCCAUCUCUCCAAAGAAUCUUCCCUCAAACGCGGAUCUUUAUCUCCAUGUAAUUUCUUAUUCCCAGUAUCUUUAAUCCUCAAACACCCUCUAGAUUGUAAGAUCACAAGACCAGGCCUGAUUACUUUAUUGUCUUGUAUUUCAUGUUUUCUCUACGGCACUGUCUUUUAUAAACUUGAGUCUUACAAUUGCUAGAACUGUAUAGAGAAAUGUAAUGCGUUUUGGUACUCUCCUCUACUACCAUAUGGCUGUAAUAUACCUUGGUACUCUCCUGUACUACGCCAUGGCUGUAACAUACCCUGGUACUCUCCUGUACUACGCUAUGGCUCUAAUAUACCUUGGUACUCUCCUGUACUACGCUAUGGCUGUAACAUACCCUGGUACUCUCCUGUACUACGCUAUGACUGUAACAUACCCUGGUACUCUCCCGUACUACGCCAUGGCUGUAACAUACCCGGGUACUCUCCCGUACUACGCUAUGGCUAUAACGUACCCUGGUAUUGUCCUGUACUACGGUAUGGCUGUAAUAUACCUUGGUACUCUCCUGUACUACGCUAUGGCUGUAACAUACCCUGGUACUCUCCUGUACUACGCUAUGGCUGUAACGUACCCUGGUACUCUCCCGUACUACGCCAUGGCUGUAACAUACCCGGGUACUCUCCCGUACUACGCUAUGGCUGUAACAUACCCGGGUACUCUCCCGUACUACGCUAUGGCUGUAAUAUUCACGGGUACUCUCCUAUAUUAUGCUAUAGCUUUAAUAUACCCAGGUACUCUCCUAUAUUAUGCUAUGGCUUUAAUAUACCCUGGUACUCUCCUAUAUUACGCUAUGGCUGUAACAUAUCCUGGUACUCUCCUGCACUACGCUAUGGCUGUAACAUACCCUGGUACUCUCUAACAAGGCUGAAACGAUCGUCUGGGGUUAUGUAUCUCUCGUGCAGAGAGAGCUGGCCUGUAUUUUGGAUAUGUUCUGCCCUUUUGGGUUGAAUCAGUCUGAGAUGCGUGUCCUGGUUCUCUCUGUAAUAGCACAAGAUGAGCUAAAACCAUCUUGAGAACUGAGCGGGGAUCCACCGAAGGGCAGGCUAAUUGAGCUGUUCCUCAGCACUCUCUUGCGACUUGUUUUUUUGGUACUCUCCUGUACUACGCUAUGGCUGUAACAUAUCUUGGUACUCUCCUAUAUUAUGCUAUGGCUGUAACAUACCCUGGUACUCUACUAUAUUAUGCUAUGGCUUUAAUAUACCCUGGCACUCUCCUAUAUUAUGCUAUGGCUGUAAUAUACCCUGGUACUCUCCUGUACUACAGUGUGGCUGUAACAUACCCUGGUAAUCUCCUGUACUAUGGUGUGGCUGUAACAUACCCUGGUACUCUCCUGUACCAUGGUGUGGCUGUAACAUACCCUGGUACUCUCCUGUACCAUGCUGUGGCUGUAACAUACCCUGGUACUCUCCUGUACUACGCUAUGGCUCUAACAUACCUUGGUACUCCUGCACUACGCUAUGACUGUAACAUACCCGGGUACUCUCCUGUACUACGCUAUGGCUGUAACAUACCCUGGUACUCUCCUGUACUACGCUAUGACUGUAACAUGCCCGGGUACUCUCCUGUACUACGCUAUGGCUGUAACAUACCCUGGUACUCUCCUGUAAUAUGCUUUGACUGUAACAUACCCGGGUACUCUCCUGUACUACGCUAUGGCUGUAACAUACCCAGGUACUCUCCUGUACUACGCUAUGACUGUAACAUACCCGGGUACUCUCCUGUACUACGCUAUGGCUGUAACAUACCCGGGUACUCUCCUGUACUACGCUAUGACUGUAACAUACCCGGGUACUCUCCUGUACUACGCUAUGGCUGUAACAUACCUUGGUACUCUCCUGUACUACGCUAUGGCUGUAACAUUCCCGGGUACUCUCCUGUACUACGCUAUGGCUGUAACAUACCCGGGUACUCUCCUGUACUACGCUAUGGCUGUAACAUACCCGGGUACUCUCCUGUACUACGCUAUGACUGUACUAUACCCGGGUACUCUCCUGUACUACGCUAUGACUGUAACAUACCCUGGUACUCUCCUGCACUACGCUAUGACUGUAACAUACCCGGGUACUCUCCUGUACUACGCUAUGACUGUAACAUACCCGGGUACUCUCCUGUACUACGCUAUGACUGUAACAUACCCGGGUACUCUCCUGUGGUACUCUCUUGCACUACGCUAUGACUGUAACAUACCCGGGUACUCUCCUGUACUACGCUAUGGCUGUAACAUACCGGUACUCUCCUGUACUACGCUAUGACUGUAACAUACCCUGGUACUCUCCUGUACUACGCUAUGGCUGUAACAUACCCGGGUACUCUCCUGUACUACGCUAUGACUGUAACAUACCCGGGUACUCUCGGCUAUGGCUAACUACUCUCCUGUACUACGCUAUGACUGUACUACAUACCCGGGUACUCUCCUGUACUACGCUAUGACUGUAACAUACCCGGGUACUCUCCUGUACUACGCUAUGGCUGUAACAUACCCUGGUACUCUCCUGCACUACGCUAUGACUGUAACAUACCCGGGUACUCUCCUGUACUACGCUAUGACUGUAACAUACCCGGGUACUCUCCUGUACUACGCUAUGACUGUAACAUACCCGGGUACUCUCCUGUACUACGCUAUGACUGUAACAUACCCGGGUACUCUCCUGUACUACGCUAUAACUGUAAUAUACCCGGGUACUCUCCUUUAUGGCUGUAACAUACCCUGAUAUACCCGGAGGUUGUGGCUCUUGUGAAUGUCCUGCAGUAAUAGUUUGUGGUGAAUCCCGUGGUCCUAAUACUGACUGAUCUGUAUUUCUCUUUGUUUUCAGAUUACUGUCAUAUGGAAAAAUGAGGAUUUGAUUCCAUUGAUGUCAUCAGCCUUUAAAUAGAACCAAAUUGCAGCAGAAAGGAAGCAAAACGCAAUAAAAGUGGUUUAUCUAACUGCCCUGUGCUUUCAAUUAGUGAAUCGUCUUUCCUCACAGAAGCCAUGUAACAAGCCAGUAUUUUAUAUAAAUUGAUCAAAAGACUGAAAUAAAAUGGAAGUGAUGAGUGGUUAUUUAUUAACAUUAUAUAUAUAUGGAGAAUGUACCUUUUAUUAUGGCACUAUAUCACCACAAAGGAUUAUUCCAAAAUAUUCCUGGUUUUCUAUACAGGGGGCUUGAUUGAGCUGCUGGUAUCAGGUCUACUGUUGGCACGCAUGGCGUGUUUAAAUGACCAUGGUAAUGGAAGUAAAUGGGCUCACAACCCUCAUAACGCAAAAAUAAAUUCUGGCUGUUUUGGUACUGCAACACCUAUGAUGCUCUGUCAUUUUUAAGGCCAGCAAAGCAUCAUGGGAGUUGUAAUUUCCCAAUAUAUGGGGCUUCACAA
Messenger RNA from Pelobates cultripes (western spadefoot toad), 13967 nucleotides. The record is from the annotation of a GenBank genome assembly. NCBI's taxonomy places the organism in Eukaryota, Metazoa, Chordata, Amphibia, Anura, Pelobatidae.